AUGACUACAAAGCUCAAGAAGGAUUCCUUGACUACUGGACUCAUGUCCUCAUGGAUGACUGAUGAAGAAGUGCACAAGCUUGAUGACACCAAGGGAAUAAUGGAAUACAAUGAUGAUGGCCCAGUCAUUGACUUUGAUGAAGACAAUUUCCUGCCAGACCUGCUCAAUGAGGAUUCCUAUCAUGAGAAGGAAAUGGCUGACAUUCAGAAACUCCAAGAUAUCAUUCCAAGUACCAAGUGGAACAUAAUUGUUGCAACUGCUAAGCAGCUUAUUCUUCGUAAAAGGAAUGAACAUCUUCCUAGCAGUUCAUCAAAGUCUGAAGACAUUGAGGCUGGAGAUGGAUACGUAGAUGAAGUUGUUGUCUCUCCAAUGUCUUAUAUUGAUAAGAAAUUCAAAGCCAAGCAAGCUGAGGAGCAAACCUUUAUUGAUGAGACCGUCAGUGAAUUCUCCUUGAAUGAAGAGCAAGAGCAGGCAUUUCGUAUAGUAGCCAAUCAUGCUACACUCCAAAAAGUUGAGCAGCUUAAGAUGUAUCUUGGAGGUAUGGGUGGUACAGGCAAGUCUCAGCCCCAACAGGCUCUGCAGCUGCAUUAUUAA
Cyclocybe aegerita is the source of this 594-nucleotide messenger RNA. NCBI's taxonomy places the organism in Eukaryota, Fungi, Basidiomycota, Agaricomycetes, Agaricales, Hemipholiotaceae. The record is from the annotation of a GenBank genome assembly.